Molecule: messenger RNA, 2646 nt
Organism: Centruroides sculpturatus (bark scorpion)
Lineage: Eukaryota; Metazoa; Arthropoda; Arachnida; Scorpiones; Buthidae
Gene: INPP5E
Product: 72 kDa inositol polyphosphate 5-phosphatase-like
Exons: 12
Coding region: 127-2307 (726 amino acids)
Biological process (GO): phosphatidylinositol dephosphorylation
Molecular function (GO): phosphatase activity
Source: RefSeq, a predicted model, not a curated record
CGAAAAGUUAAAAUGCCAAGUUUAAAUAAACAUGGUAUGUUCGUGUGUCUGUGCUUCAAUUGGAUGUUUUUUAAGUUUGAAACGACGAAUAUAAGUAAUGUAAAAAGUAUGUGAAAAAAUGUAGAAAUGAUUGAUUGUGAUAAUGAAGAUAAUUCAAAAGAUGAUGCACUAGAGAUUAUUGUUAAUGAUGAUAAAAUAAAUGUUAAUUGUAAUGAAGUUAGUAAAAACACAUUUAUUAAAAUAGAAAGUUCUGAAAAUUUAUCCACGGAAUGCAAUAAUGAAGAAUGCAUACAGCAGCAUCUAAAUUACAAAUCGGAAAAUAUGAAAAAUAAUGUAAACAGUUAUGAACAUAAAGAAAGUAAUUUAGAUAAAAACGUAGCAAAUAUCCAAAUUUGCAAUGAUUUGUUUUCAAAUGUAAAAUAUCCUGAAUCUCCUAUGCAAAAUCAAAAUGAAUUAGAGUCUUUAAAUAAUUGUAAAAAUUUUAAUCUUUGUAAAAAUAAUAUUUACGAUGGUCAGAUUUCAAAUUCCAUGCAAUCGUUAAUAAAUAAAUCCUGUCUGAAUGAGAAAUCAGAAAAUAGUACUAGUAAUGAAUCAUCCCAAGAGGAAACAAAUAGUGAAACAGCAUUUAGUAUAGAGAGUGAUUGCAUAAUUGAAACAGUCGGCAAUUUUACUAGCAAUGAUUGCUCUGGAAUUCAGAGUGCUUUUGGCAUGGUACAGACAGAAUCGGCCGUGACAAAUACUCUAAAUCAAGUCAGUCGCAGACUCAGUCUAGUUUGCGAAUCUGCAUUUACUGAAGGAUCAUCUGCAGAAUUAUGUGACAAUGGUGAAACUUAUAUAUAUUCUACUUCUCCGCAUUUAAAUCCUGUUACUCUUAAUAAUAGUGUUACGAGUUUAAAUUCGGCUGUGUUAAGUAGGUUACAACAUUCUUUGCCACAUACUAAUUCUGUACCAAAUAACCUUUCACUCUGUCAUGUUGGAAAGAAGAAUUUGUCACCUAUUGUUCCAAAAACACUACCUCCUCCUUUAGAGAAGAAUUUCAGCAGUGUGAAUCUGAGGACUACGUAUCGCUGUGAUUCGGAUAGUGAAAUUAACAGUCUGAAGAAAAUAGGAUUUCUAAAAACUCAAAAAUCUUCAUUAGAUAAUCUUUCAACUUCUAGUCUAAGUAUUCUUCCUCCAAUUUCUACCAAAGAUGCAAGAAAAAAAAGUUAUAUGGUCGGUAGUGUACGUGCAUUCGGUUCGCUUCUGGGUACAGAAGAGUUGUCUCGAUAUUUUCCAGAUAAUAAAAUUAAAAUAUUUAUUGGCACCUGGAAUAUGAAUAGUCAAAGUUCUCCUAAGGAUAUAAAUGAUUUCCUUUUACCUGAGAAAAUUCAUUCUGUGCCAGAUAUAUAUGCAAUAGGUGUCCAGGAAGGAAUGCAAGAUAAAAAGGAGUGGGAAAUUUUAAUGCAGACAUCCAUAGGACCUUCUCAUGUUCUCUUCCAUUCGGCAUCUCUUGGAGUUUUGUAUUUGGCUAUAUUUCUAAGAAGGGAUCUUAUAUGGUUUUGUUCAGUUCCGGAAGAUGCUUCAAUAAACACUCGAGCUGCUUCUAUGGUUAAAACAAAGGGAGCAGUUGCCAUAUGUUUUGUAUUUUUUGGCACUUCAUUUCUUUUCAUCAAUUCUCAUUUAACAGCUCACGAAGAAAAACUCAAAGAAAGACUUGCAGAUUAUAAAAAGAUCUGCAAUGCCAUUGACCUUCCAAAACAGCUACCUUUAAAACCACCGUAUCAUCAUAAAGAAGUUGUAGACAGAUUUGAUUACGUGUUUUGGUGCGGAGAUUUAAACUUUCGACUGAUACAAGACAGAAGUGCAGUCAUGUCUUUCGUGGAAGAAAAAUUACAUCAAUUAACUUUGUCGUACGACAUGCUUCUGCAGUCGGAUCAGUUACAUAAAGCCAUGCAAGAAGGAAUGGCUUUUUCUGGAUUUAAAGAAGGUAAAAUUAAUUUUGGACCAUCUUAUAAAUUUAAUAUUGGUACAGAUUUAUUUGAUGCAAAAUUGAGAGUACCUUCUUACACGGAUAGAGUAUUAUAUAAAUCAAGAAAAUCUGGAGUGGUAGAAUGCCUUAAUUACGACACGGUGCCAUCCAUAAAAACUUCCGACCACAAGCCGGUCUACGCAGUUUUCGAAGUGUCAAUCCGUCCUGGCCGCGACAACAUACCUCUUGCAGCUGGCUUAUUCAACAGAGAUGUCUAUUUGGAAGCUAUGAGAAGAAGAGCUUCUGCUCUAGAUGUGACUGCAGAUUCUAGAAGUAGCAUAGUCUGUUCUAUUAUGUAAUUGUUCAAGAGACAUCCUUCAGUUCAUUUUGAGGGAAAAGUGCCAAUAUACAAGAAAACAAUUUUUAACGAUUUUAUAACAUUUUUACGUUUUAAAUGACAAUAUUUUAAAAUCGGUGUUGAAAAGAAAUCAUAAUUUUUGUGCACAUUCAUGUUAUUUAUUGUCAGCAUAAAACAUGUACAUAAAAUGAAAAAUAUUUAUCUUGUUCAGUUUAAAACAUGUAUAUAUUUUUCAAUCCAAAGUAGUUCACAAAUUGUAAUUUUUUUUCUCCUUUACCGAAAAUUUCUGGUUUUAGUGUUAUUGUCCAUUUUAGAAAAAUUGUUUUUGGCAAUAAAGUUU